Momordica charantia (bitter melon) is the source of this 615-nucleotide messenger RNA. The record is from RefSeq and is a predicted model, not a curated record. NCBI's taxonomy places the organism in Eukaryota, Viridiplantae, Streptophyta, Magnoliopsida, Cucurbitales, Cucurbitaceae.
AGGGCGAGGGAAAGAGAGAGAGAAGAGAAAAAGCGGUUGUACACGUGAUGGAAGAAAGGAGUAACUCCUCCAGUAGCAGAAGCAGUACCCCUUCCACGUUCCUUCAGAGCUGUCGCUAGGUCCUCUCCCGUUUUUGGCUUCACGCAAUUAUUCGCUCAACAACGCAACUACCCCACCCCCCACUCUCCGUUUUCAGUUCCCAUUAUUUCACUCCUCACUCCAUUUUCUGACUCCUCCCAGGGAGAGAACUUUCUCAAAAUGAUCGCAAUGGCGAAGCCGCUUUGGAUCUUUGUGAUUUUCUGUUUCUUCUAUGGGCGGCUUUCCAUGGCUGCUGCUGAGAAGAAGACUUACAUAGUGCAUGUGGCCAAGUACCGGAUGCCGGACGCUUUCGACCACCACUUGCACUGGUACGACUCCUCGCUCAAGUCCGUCUCCGACACGGCGGAGAUGAUCUACGCUUACAACAACGUCGUUCAUGGAUUUUCCACCAGAUUGACGCCGGAAGAAGCACGGCGGCUCGAGAGCCGACCGGAGAUUCUAGCGGUCGUGCCUGAGAUGAGAUAUGAACUUCAUACCACUCGCACUCCUCAGUUUCUUGGACUUGACAAGAAUGCA